Messenger RNA from Chenopodium quinoa (quinoa), 1668 nucleotides. RefSeq lists its product as uncharacterized. The transcript is spliced from 2 exons. The record is from RefSeq and is a predicted model, not a curated record. The coding region runs from base 1 to 1668 and encodes 555 amino acids. NCBI's taxonomy places the organism in Eukaryota, Viridiplantae, Streptophyta, Magnoliopsida, Caryophyllales, Amaranthaceae.
AUGGUGAAUGCAGCAAGUGGUGGAGGGCUAGUGAAUAAGACUCCAGGAGAUGCAACUAGGUUGAUUGCAGAGCUAGCAGAAAAUUCUAGGCAAUUCAGUCAGAGAACUCCCACGCGCCGGGUGAAUGCAGCAAAUUCAAAUACGUCUGAGUUAGAAAGUCAAGUAGCUGAUUUGACUUCUAUGAUGCGUGAGUUCAUGGUGAACUCAAGGAAUCCGCAGCAACUGAAUGCUUGUGGUAUAUGCACCUCCAUGGGACAUCCCACUGAUGCAUGUCCUCAAUUACAAGAGGAGCAGAAUGAGCAAGCAAAUGCAAUGGGUUUCCAAGGGCAAGGUCCUCAGAGAAGAUAUGAUCCCUAUUCAAAUACAUACAAUCCAGGAUGGAGGGAUCAUCCAAAUUUGAGAUAUGGGAACUCCCAAGGGAACCAACAACAACAAAAUGCUCAAGGCCAGCAACAGUAUCAGCAAUAUAGGGCACCAUUACCUAAACCUCAAGGCCAAAGCUCAAAUUCGAAUAAUAUGUCAACUGAAGAAAUGAUUAGAUCAUUAACUUCUAAUGUUUCUACUAUGCAGCAAAAUAUGGUGCAAUUUCAGCAAGAAACCAGAUCAAGUAUUCAAAACCUAGAGAAUCAAUUUAGUCAAAUCUCUAGUGCAGUAAGCCGACUUGAAGCUAAGGACUCUGGAAAGCUUCCACCUCAAACGGAGUUGAGUCCUAAGCAACAAGCCAACGCUAUUACAUUGAGGAGUGGCAAGGAGCUGAAAGAGACUGAAAUUGCAACCAAGAGGGCUGAAGAUAUUCCUCGUUUUGCUAAGUUUAUGAAAGAACUGUGUACUAUCAAGAGAAAGCAUAGGUUGGGAGGAAAAGAGAAGGUAAAGGUGAGUGCUCAUGUUUUUGCGGUUUUCCAAAAGAAAAUCCCAGAAAAAUGUGGUGAUCCUGGUAUGUUUAUUGUUCCUGUUACAAUAGGAGACACCACAUUGCACCGAGCUAUGUUGGACCUAGGUGCAUCAAUCAAUGUCAUCCCCUACUCCCUGUUUAAAUCUUUAAAACUUGGACCUUUACAUGGAACUGGGGUAGUGAUUCAGUUAGCGGAUAGGUCUAAUGUGUAUCCUAAGGGGGUGGUGGAAGAUGUGUUGGUUAAGGUUGAUGGUUUGAUUUUUCCUGCUGACUUUUAUGUGCUUGACAUGGAACAUGACAAACAAGCAGUCCCCAUCUUGUUAGGAAGACCUUUCUUGAAGACUGCUAAAACAAAAAUCGAUGUGUCUACCGGUUCCUUGACUAUGGAGGUUGAUGGGAAAGCAAUUGGGUAUAACAUUUAUGAUUCCAUAAAGUAUCCUGUCAACACUCAUUCUUUAUGUUCUCUUAAUGUUGUCGAUCCAAUGGUGCAUGAUGUUCCUAACAAUGAUCGUGGGGAUGAGUUCCUCACACCUAUAACUAAUGUUGUAUCUGGUGAUUGCUUGGAUUUCUCUAUGCCUACUAAUGUGCAGGUGAAGGUGGGGGAAUUGAAUGAACAUUCCAAGCUUCCACCUAUACCACCAGGUUCAACAAUCGGCCCGUCUGCAAUUCCGGGCAAGAAAUUGUCCCAUUUAUACCACAAAGCAAAGAAUAGGUUGUGGCAUGACAAGAUGAUUGCUAGGAAGAAGGUUAAAGUCGGUGAAAAAGUCCUCCUAUAA